This is a messenger RNA of Coccidioides immitis RS, 3659 nucleotides long. RefSeq names its product hexokinase-1. The record is from RefSeq and is a predicted model, not a curated record. Lineage: Eukaryota; Fungi; Ascomycota; Eurotiomycetes; Onygenales; Onygenaceae. The transcript has a single exon. Bases 1224 to 2912 code for a protein of 562 amino acids. Gene Ontology annotation, biological process: glycolytic process; intracellular glucose homeostasis; glucose 6-phosphate metabolic process. Gene Ontology annotation, molecular function: mannokinase activity; D-glucose binding; ATP binding. Gene Ontology annotation, cellular component: mitochondrion; cytosol.
UGCACUCUGACUUAAUCAGGGGGUGGUGGUUGUAUGAGUUGGGCUUGUUGGAUGUACUGCAAAGCUCCUUUUCUGAAAUUGCCAGUGCGACCCUGCCAGUUUGCUGGGGCCCUCUUGAGUGAGUGCAGAGUGUGCUUCUUCUCCAAGUUGUGUUUUCCUCGAGCUCUCUCGGGUUGCCUACCGUCCUACUCGAAGAGCGAAAUGGUGGAUCAGUUACACGUUCAAACUACUGUACCAUCAAGCCUAAAGGUCACUUUGGAGAGCGGGAAGUUACAACAACAAAAGACAGCGAGUUCACUUUAUGGAUUCUGUUCCAAACAGAACCGUGGUUUUCUAGUGCAUCCAGCUGCUCUCGAGGAACUUUGGUUGACCCGAACACCGAGUGGCUGCUGUUUGAGUCGGACACCUAAGAGCAUUGUGACGCUGUGACAAGGAAGCGUCUGGCAAGGAAAAAGAAGAGCUUGCGGUGCUCAGCCGGGGAAAGAUUAGGGCUUGGAGUGCAACGCAGGCUGCAGUUUUCAGUCUUUUGAUCUGAUAUCCAACGUUACUUGUAAGCUUGGGCCGGAGGGGAACCUGUUCCUCCUGCAACGCUAUUCGAUAUCGCUUUUUUGACUCUCUUCUCCAUUCACGCGGCGUCUAUAACAGCGUCUCCAUUCGCCCUGGCUAUCUUUGAAGUUCGCUCUGACUCUCUACAUCUGCAUACUGCCUAAGUGGAAAAGGUACCCCUUUGAUUGCACGGAAAUCCUACUGUUAUGGUGUACUCGGUACAUGCACAUCCCGACAUUCCCCUGACACUGAUUCAGGGUUGAUGGAAGGUGGCUUCUGACUCUAUACCCCAACCUUCUCACCACCUUCCUAAGUACCCAUCAUCAUACAGUAACUUUGCCCUUCCAUUUUCUGCAUGCUACAAUCCUUCGCUCGAAUUUACCCGGGCAUGAGUCUCCCCGACCCUACCGAGAAUCUCUCCGUGUUCCUGUUCCCCCGUGGUACCCUAAAUUAAUACCCUACUACAAAGUUGAACCUCGAGCCCCGAUACCUCCCCCAUCCUUAUAGUAAUUGCAGCUGGGCAGUUUAAAUUCGACUUUCUCGCCAUUGAACGAACUCGCCGCCCGCAGCCUAUCGAUCUCUGUCGCUCGUUAUCGGAAACUGUCGUUUGAUUCGGUGCGCUUCAACUCCCACUAAUUCCACCUAAGAUUUGGUUCCAAACCUACCUUUCUCUCGCUAUGGGAGGCCAUCUUAUUAAGGCAGCGCAUCAGCUGCAAAAACUCUUCAGCGAUCUUGUCAGGAUACUCCAUAGACUUCUUCAUGGAUCCGUCCGUAAAGAAGUUUCUCGGAAACGACGAAGUUUUAGGAACCGAUGGACCCGACGAUCAUUAAACGACUUCGUUCAAGAAGUCGAGCAUCUUUUUCUCGGUCACCUCUCUCCAGAAAAUCUUGCACUCAUGUCAAAUGAAAUUGGUGCACAACUGCGCGCAAGUGCUAAAUCGAGUCAUAUCAGCAUGCUCCCUUCAUUCAACCACUCUCUCCCGUCUGGUAAGGAAAAGGGAACCUAUCUCGCGUUGGAUGUGGGUGGUUCAACGUUCCGAGUCGCCCUAGUGAAAUUAGCUGGCAAAGAUGAGGGCGUAAAGAUCCUGAAAAUGGCAACAUCGCAUAUUGACGAGGAUGUGAAGGCCCUAGCAGGAAAGGCUUUCUUUGACUGGAUGGCGCGGAAGAUCGGCGAGAUGCUCCCCCCAAGUGCUGAAGAAUAUAGCCAAGAUUCAGCGCCUUUACCUAUGGGAUUGUCCUGGUCAUUUCCUAUUGAACAAACGUCUAUUCGCAGUGGCAAGGUAAUUUCUAUGGGGAAAGGAUUCCACUGCUCUGAUGGCACCGUUGGCGACGAUCUAAGAGAGCUCAUUAUGGAAGCAUGUCGAAAACGUAAUCUCAACGUUACUCUAGAAGCCAUUGUCAAUGAUGGUUCGGCCACGCUCCUUUCCCGUGCUUAUACGGACCCAACGACUCGGAUGUCCCUUAUCCUAGGAACAGGAACGAAUAUGGCGGUUCAUUUCCCAGUUCAUGCGAUUGGAAUCGAUAAGUACGGAGAACGAUCACCAGAGUGGUUCGCAAAAGCCGAUCAUGUGAUUACCAAUACCGAGAUCAGCAUGUUUGGGGGCAGGGUGCUACAGAUGACGCGUUGGGACGAUGAUCUGAACCGCAACCAUAUCAAACCGGACUAUCAACCUCUAGAGUAUAUGUGCACCGGGAGAUAUCUGGGAGAAAUUGUCAGGCUCAUCGCUGCAGAAGCUGUUCAGACGGCCGGCUUGUUCGGUGGACAGAUGCCGGCUUCGAUGCAACCACGAUAUUCACUCGACACCGCAAUCCUAGCAUACAUUGAGGAGGAUACGUCGCCGUCUUUCCAAUCGUCUUUGGCAUUUCUUCAAAAACAACACCAGUUCCGCGUGCCUCCAACCCCGGCUGACCUUGCUUUCUUAAAAAGGGUCACUCACUGCGUAUCGCAGCGAGCUGCUGCAUACCUGGCAACAGCAAUCCAUGGCCUCUGGUGCCUGAGAAAUGAAAGUGAGACACCAAUAUUCCCAGCAACACCAGAAUCGACCAACGACGAAGAAAUCCUCAAAAUUCCCGCAAAGGAGUGCACGAAAGAUCCCAUUCCACUACAGGUUAACAUCGCCUGUGAUGGCAGUGUCAUAAACAAAUAUCCGAAUUUUAGAGCCCGCUGUCAAGUGUAUCUCAACCAAUUAACUUUCGACUCCAAAACAUCCGAAACUUCUCAUAUGAUCCUUGAUUCCGCGAUAGCGUCCAAGAAAGCGUCGUCUCGAGUUGAGCAAUUACGCUCUAUCACACUUGACUUAGCUCCAGAAGGCGGCAUCAUCGGCGCCGCUGUGGCCGUGGCCGUUGCCGUUCCCGAUGACGAAUAAAAACUAGUUUUUGAGGCGUAACUCGCUUUCAUUGCUGGCUUCUUCCUAGCCUUGAAGUGCCAUCCUCUUCUUAUGCCUUGCAUCUAGAUAUAGGCGGCGUCGAUAUACCAGUGAAAAGCAUGUCCGGCUUGCUCCUUUGCCCACUCCCUAGAAACCUUCGAGAUCCUCACCGUAUGCUUGUUUUCAACCAACCUUUUUUCCCGCCGACGUCACUCCGGUUUGGGGAUUGCAUUAUUGUAGGAGGAAAAACAUCUACUCGCUCGUCUGGCAUCAAGCAUGGAAAUUAUUGCUCAUACUCUCCCGGGCUACUGAUAUUUCUUUAUACAAAACCCGAUACCCUUCCUCCAUUGUUAUUUUCACUGUCACAUUUUCCCUGUUCGAUAUGCAUUAUUUGGCGCCACGGUAUUGCAUCAGUUACUACAUUUAACAUUUUUUAUAAUAUGCGUACCAAAUAUUUUUAUACUACUCUUCUCUUGUUGUGUUCCACCGAAUCAACUCCGACCCAACGAAGAGAGUCUCGGCGCCUGGUCUCAAAUCAUUUUUUGCUAGGACCGAAAAGAAGAUAGCCAUAUUCACCAAAACUCUCAAGUUAUCGUUUACACGCACCCGAGGCCAUUUUGAUUCGCCCUAAUAGGACGGGCCUUGUUUCCUAAGGGGUCCCAGUCCAAUACCGGUCUUGAAUCCUUCGAUGUACAGAAACUUCCAUAGGUUGUUGUGAAUAUGAUUGACAUAACUACCCUAAGGGAA